Messenger RNA from Camponotus floridanus (Florida carpenter ant), 1413 nucleotides. RefSeq names its product peroxisome assembly protein 12 (gene Pex12). Gene Ontology annotation, cellular component: peroxisomal importomer complex; peroxisomal membrane. Gene Ontology annotation, biological process: protein import into peroxisome matrix; protein monoubiquitination. Bases 421 to 1413 code for a protein of 330 amino acids. The transcript is spliced from 6 exons. The record is from RefSeq and is a predicted model, not a curated record. NCBI's taxonomy places the organism in Eukaryota, Metazoa, Arthropoda, Insecta, Hymenoptera, Formicidae. Gene Ontology annotation, molecular function: ubiquitin-protein transferase activity; protein binding; zinc ion binding.
AGUGCAGCAGUGCAGGAAUAAAAAACAGACCCAUUGAUACGAGAUAGCUUCCUAACCUUAAAAAUGCCGUUUUUAACAAUAUAUUGUUCUCUUUACGAUACCAAGUAUUCAAUUUUUCUUAUUACACAACGAAAAGAACGUGCAUUGACAGAUUUUUGUCGAGAGCCACGGCAUUACCAUUACACUUAUUCUUAUUUAUUUUAAAUAUCUGCUGUAAAGAGAACGGAUGUGUGGACUUUGUAACCUUUACGAAAGCAUGACGAAUAUGUUGAAUGGAAAUAUCGCAUUAACCUCAAGAAUAAUUUAUUCCGAAAAAUAUGGUGAAAUCGUCAAUAGAUAAUAUAUUUUAGACGGCGCGAGAUUAAUACUAGUUGAUUCUAAGAACAGGUCUCGGCGUGCAUGCCCAUGUAAACUUGAGAGAUGGCAGAAAAGGGUGCUCAUUUGACUGGAACCGCAUACAUCAGGCCUUCUAUCUUUGAAAUUGUCGCGCAGGAAUCGCUCGCGUCUAUCCUCGAACCAUCCUUUAAAAAGAUCCUUUCGUUUCUCGUUUCUUUUAAUCCUGAGAGAUAUGGACAUGUUCUUGAGUGGGCAGAUGAGGCCUAUUUAAUUUUCAAUGCAUUUCUUCAACGAUAUUAUCUAAAGAGAUAUUCUGCAACAUUUUCUGAAACAUUUUAUGGUUUGAAGCGCGUUGCAGUAGUCGAUUCUAAACUUAAAGGAAAUUUAUCACAUAAGCAACAAACACUAUCAUUGAUAUUAAUUGUAAUAUUUCCAUAUCUAAAAAGUAAACUUGCACAAAUCAGUUCGAGAUAUAAACUUGAAGAAGUAGAUGGUCAAGUAUCAAGAGAGAGAGGACGGACAUUCUUCCGUAAAUACAUUAUUAAAGGACAUUCGAUUCUUUUUAUAACAUACGAAUCGCUCGUACUAUAUAAUUAUAUACUUUACAUAUCGGAAAAAUCAGUAUAUCCAUCACCUUUGCUAAGAUUACUGUCUGUUACAUUGACAUACGCCGAUCCACACACUGCUCUUACUAUCACAGAAUUGUUAAGAAAGAUAAAAUACAAUUCAUUUACUAUUGGUGAUGGAUGGAACAUAGUUCAAAGAAUUGUCACUGGAUCCCUCGAAUUGGGAGCUUUUUUCCUACAAUUCCUCUCAUGGUGGACCCAGGAAAAUUAUAAUAUGGAUAUUAUGAGUCUUCCAGCUCCGCCACCUCCAAAAGUGCCAAAUGUUGCACAGCAAUACAAAGGAAUUUGCCCGCUUUGUCGUAAACCUCAUCGUAUACAUACAGUGCUUAUGGUAUCUGGUUAUGUUUUUUGCUAUCAAUGUAUUUUAUCGGAAAUACGGAAAAACAAGAGAUGUCCGGUGACGCAUUAUCCUGCCAAAGAAGAUGAUUUAAUACGUCUGUAUAUAGAAUAA